Molecule: messenger RNA, 3621 nt
Organism: Meriones unguiculatus (Mongolian gerbil)
Lineage: Eukaryota; Metazoa; Chordata; Mammalia; Rodentia; Muridae
Product: cation channel sperm-associated auxiliary subunit beta-like
Exons: 27
Coding region: 1-3552 (1183 amino acids)
Cellular component (GO): cilium; CatSper complex
Source: RefSeq, a predicted model, not a curated record
AUGAAAGUUCAAAGCCAUCUCAACUCCAGUGGCAAUUUCAGGUGCAGUUUGGAGGUCAGGAAUUUUGAUGGAGCUGUUGGUUUGGCAGACCUGGUAGGUGAAAUACAUGAAUCUUUCAGUAACACAUGUGAAAGGUGCUCUAAAAUUGACCUCACCGGUCUCAUUCUCAGCAGGCUGGCCUGGCGCACUCGCCAUGGCCUUUAUCUUCAUGAUAUUGGCGCCUGCUCUAUUUUUCCAAAGUCCAAGCCUGUGUUCCAAACUACAGACUUCAAUGUUACAUUUUCUGUUGUAACAUUUACAACCUCUUCCCUCCAAGGUAAGAAGAAGAACCACCUUAUUUGUUUCAAUGAAGGCGCCUCCACAGACAUUCAAAUGAUGAAGUUGUUCCUUUCCUCUGACAAUUUGAGAGUCCACUGUUUCUUCCAAAGUGAAAACCAGGUUCUUUCAAGGGCAAUUCUGAGUAUUUUUACAACAGGAGGUGUUGCUCCCAACAUGAUAGUCAUGAACAGUACAUAUCAUGGUGACUUCCACUUUAAAUUAUCUCUGCUCAGCAAUCGGGCUUUCUGGUUAAUUGAUAUUCCUAGAGAAAACAUCACAGUAAACACAGACAUCGCAGCGGUAGAACAAUGGAUAAUAAAGAUUACAAUGCAUGAAGGAUUAAACAUUUAUGAUACUGAAGGUACCCUACUGGAUCUUGUCCGAGAGCCUAUUCUUCAGUGGAGUCUUGGACCUACCAUGAAUAAAACACAGGUCAAACAAUUAUAUCCACAUGUGAUAGAUAUCAUAGUGACAAAGUGCCCCUGUGCCAAUGAUGUGGCAUUACUUGGCCUUAUUUUGGAUGCAACAUCUAAUGGUGUUUACAUAGGCAAAACCAUUUCUGGAUUUUGGAAAGUUGAUGGCAUCAUAUGGCAUGACAUGACAAAGAUCAUCUAUGAAGAACUUAAAGAUGAACACAAAGGACUUACAGUGAUAGAUAUGGUUUUAACAAAUCAUUUUUUAGUCAUCCUUACCUCGUUGGGUCUUUUUAUAAGUCCUGAUCUUCGUUAUCCAAUCACUUCACACAUACAGCUUUCAAGAGCUGAGUUUUGUGGAUUUGAAAGGGUUGACUAUAUCAAAGGAAAACUGUGGUAUACUGAAAGAUGUUUCGCGAACACAGAACGUUUUGAAGUUGAUUAUAUUACUAUCACUUUCAACAGAAACAGAACCCUCAGUGAGUCCAGUUCUUGUUUUUAUAGUAAAGAACCAUUUCUUGAAUGGUUGCCUUGCUUAGAUUCUACUUAUGAAAGUUCAACUGUGGUAACAUUUCUCAUUGACCAAGAAAGUAAAACUGGAAUUUAUCUCCUCCGUCAUCAGAGAUCUCGGCAUGUUGCUGUCUCUGUAUCAAUGCUCAAGGAGGAGAAACCAAGCCCUCGACCAAAAUUUCCAAAUUUUAAAUUUCCUGCCUCAUUCUCUCAUGCAGUUGGAAUGGUGUUUCAUCCCCGAAGCCACUUUCUGUAUGUUUAUGGUGAUCAGGUAUGGCUUUCAGUGGAUGGUGGCAAUACUUUUGAAUUACUGUGUGAUUUUCUAAGUAACUUUGUAAGGAAGACUGUUCAUAGUUUUUAUACUUCUGAUAUUUCUUUUAUUACACAAAAUAAAAUGAUUUACAGGACAAAGGCAGGAUCUGCAAGAUACACUAAAAUGGGGGAAAUUAAUGAUACUGUUUACACAUUAUACUACGAUCAGUUGGGAUACAUACACAAACUGACCACAGACCGCUUUGACACUACUGCACCACUUUCAGGCUAUGUGACUACUAGCAGUAUUUUCGGAGAGCCACCUGAUUUGGGAUUUGAGACUGCACUGGCUCCACAGUUUGUCUCGGCCAAUGAGAUGCUUUUCUUUGCAUUUGUACCUCUGAAUGAAUCUGUUAAAAAUGUGUACAAAAAGAAGUUCGAAAAUAUUCACGUUGGGAAAGUGCUAAGCCACAGUAAAACUGGAAAUGCUUACAUCAGAGAAAUAUUUCGACAUACCAGUGGUAAUGUUGGAUUUUAUUCUUCAGUUCUCGCAGAAAUAAUAGAACCUUUUGGAAUGGAAGUAAUAAAUGACAGCCCUUGUUUAGAUAGUAAUCUUAGCAUUUCAAUUAUUGGACCCAACAUGGUCAAACUAUCUCUUGAACCACGAAAUUACCCAAAUGUAUUUAAAGAUACAGAUGUAGAAAAGACUGUGGUGAUACCUGGCCACAGCAGCUUCAUGGUCAUCGAAAUUACUGAUGAGUGGACUGCUUUUGCCAUAGCUACUAUGCCUGAUACCGUGGAUUCAGACUUGACGUUUGCAGCACACUCUUGGCUCUUAUACAACUUUGGCUCAAAGAGUGGACGGAAUUGGGCCAUACAUUUAAAACCAUGUAAUUACUGGGUUCAAACUGAUUUAAGAUCCUUGAAUGCUGUGAAAUACACUGAUAUGGGAAACAAAGAAGAGCUUAAAUAUCAGGUUAUUCCUAAUACAAGAGGUAUGAUACCACUUCAGAUCCCACCAGUGACGGUGAUUAUUGGAAACCCAACAUUAUUGGAAGUUAUGGCCAAUGGUCAUUUCGACAUCAGUGAUGAUUACCACAUGAAGAUUCAGAUAGCUAGCAAAUUUUUCCACAGAGGCUCCACUUCGCUGGCACUGGUUCUGUGGGACGCAUCAACCGAUUGCUAUGUCACUACACUGGUGACAACCAUGAAGAGCAGCUGCAGUUACCUCAGGACCAUGCACCACGUCCCUGACGCUGACAUCCCACCUGAAGACUGGGUCAGUGGAGUUCAUGAGGACAGUCUGGGCUUCAAUAUGAUCAAGACUCUGCCGGUAAACUACAGGCCUCCAUCUAAUAUGGGAAUUUCUAUUCCACUGACUGAUAACUUUUAUCAUGCAGACCCUAGCAAACCCAUCCCAAGAAAUCUGUUUCAGAAAUCAAAGGAAACUGGCAAAUACAAACAGUGCGCCAAUGCCACCCGUCGGGAAAUGUGCAACUGCACUGAACAUCAAAAGGGUUCACAUGCUGUCGCUUUCUCAGACUGCAAAGAAAAGGUUCAUCGUUACAAGUUUCCAGUCACCCAAUACCCAGUUGUUUUGGAGAUUUUCAAUGAAGGAGAAAAAUUCUCUGUGGAACCCCCAUAUUUGGUUACUGUGACUGAAGUCAAUAUGAGAAAAAACUGGGAACUAAAGCACACUGUGCCAGAGAACCUUAAGAAGUUGAAGACUUACUUAGAGUCAAGGCUUAAAACUCCAGUGUAUAAUCCUUUAGGUCUCAACCUCAGUAUAAGGGGCUCUGAGCUGUUUCACUUCAGGGUGUCUGUAGUUCCUGGAGUCAGCUUUUGUGACUUAGCUGAAGAAUUUCAGAUUUAUGUCGAUGAAGUACCAUUGCCUUUUCCAGGACAUACACUGAUUGCUGUUGGAACAUCCGUAGUGAUAGGGGGAUUGAUUUUCAUAUCAUUUUUAUUCCAACUGCGCAACAUCCACCCAUUGAGAGCAUUCUGGAGACACAGCAGAGGACAUUUUGCAAUGUCAUCAUUUUCAAGCAUUGGCUCAUAAGCAAAAGUCUGGACAUACUGAUCAAACAAUAAUCAUCAAUUAUCUCUAAUUCCUGAUUCCAUCAAACGC